AUGAUCAGGACCGUCACCUCGGGGUUGUUCCACGCAACGCGGUUCCUCCUCCUGCUGAGCUCUGUCGCGGGCUUGCUGCUGAUGGAAAGCCAGGGAAGUGCCGAGAACGACGAAGAAAAGCUCGACAAAGCAAUCUUAGAGAUGUUACACAUCAAUAAAGUGUCUGCAACCCACCAGGCUAAACCCCAUCCUUACAUGAGGCAGAUCUACCAGCUUCUGGAUGCGCUGGAGGCCAAAGACAGGAGGAACUCGGAUGGGACACUGGUACAGAGUUUUCGGAGUGUCUUCGGUCCAGAUAACGCUCCUCCAGGAUGGAUCUGGUUCAACGUCACCAACCUGAACCCUUCGAUGACGGGCGCGGAGCUGGUCUUGUUCCGGAAAACUCUCCAUCCCCGUCCCCUCGGUGUCACCGUGACCCUGCACAGCCUGACCAGCUCAAAGGGAGCUCUGAAGGAGAGAGCCCCCCUAGAGGAGAGGCUGCUUGCCUUGCACCGGCGACCCUCCUCAGGGUAUGAUGUCUUCAACGUGUCCGCUGCCCUGGCCGUGAAGCCCCUGGAUGUGGUUGGAUUCCAGCUGCGUUACACAGACGAGAGCGGGAGCCUGGUCCUCCACGAGGCCCUGACGCAGAGCCUCUACUGCCUGGGCAGAGGCUCUCUAAGGGAGCCCUUACUGGUGCUUUACCAAUCUCCCCGUGGGUUAUCAUCAUUAUUAUUGUUAUUAUCAUCAUCAUCAUCAUCA
Lampris incognitus (smalleye Pacific opah) is the source of this 738-nucleotide messenger RNA. RefSeq lists its product as uncharacterized. The annotation marks the transcript as partial. The record is from RefSeq and is a predicted model, not a curated record. The transcript has 4 exons. NCBI's taxonomy places the organism in Eukaryota, Metazoa, Chordata, Actinopteri, Lampriformes, Lampridae.